AUGAACGCCCAGCGGGUAGGCGUGAUGGCGCUCCGGAGAGCUGCCGCCAAGCCCUCGAUGGCCCUCGUCGCCCCGAGCAUCGCCCGCGGCCUCAUCGUCCGCUCCGCCCUCCAGGCCCAGACCCUCCAGUCCCGCGCCAUCACCACCCAGAAGCUCUCCCACGACGAAGCCAAUAAGGUCCUCGCCUCCCAGCGCCUCAACCGCCCCGUCGCGCCCCAUCUCACCAUCUACGACCCGGCCCAGAUCUGGUACGGCGCCUCCAUUAUGCAGCGCUACACCGGCAUGGCCUACGCCGGCGCCUUGUAUGCCGGCUCCCUCGCCUACCUGGCCGCCCCGCUGCUCGGCUGGCACCUCGAGUCGGCCAGCCUCGUGGCCUUUGCCGCCAGCCUGCCCGUCACCGCCAAGGUGGUCCUCAAGACGCUGGCGGCCUUCCCCUUCCUGUUCCACUCGUUCAACGGCGUGCGCCACCUCGUGUGGGACGCGGCCGUCAAGGGCUUCGCCAAGGCGGACAUUGCCAAGGCGACGAAUGCCAUCUGGGUGGCCAGCGUGAUUGGCAGCCUGGGCCUGGCUCUGCUAUGGUAG
This is a messenger RNA of Sporothrix schenckii 1099-18, 582 nucleotides long. RefSeq names its product succinate dehydrogenase (ubiquinone) cytochrome b560 subunit. Lineage: Eukaryota; Fungi; Ascomycota; Sordariomycetes; Ophiostomatales; Ophiostomataceae. The transcript has 2 exons. Gene Ontology annotation, molecular function: electron transfer activity; succinate dehydrogenase activity. Gene Ontology annotation, cellular component: membrane. The record is from RefSeq and is a predicted model, not a curated record. Gene Ontology annotation, biological process: mitochondrial electron transport, succinate to ubiquinone; tricarboxylic acid cycle. The coding region runs from base 1 to 582 and encodes 193 amino acids.